CCCCGAACGCCCAUAUCCGGGUUCCCUCCGCCGCCGCCGCCGCCGCCGCCGCCGCCUCGCUCUUUCAGCCCUGUCAGGAGCGGUGUGAUUCCCGACCAAGAUGGCGGCCGUGGGGCGAGUCGGCUCGUUCGGUUCCUCUCCACCCGGGCUCGCCUCGACUUACGCCAGCGGGCCCCUGGCUAACGAGCUGGCGUCGGGCAGCGGCGGCCCCGCGGCGGGCGACGAUGAGGACGGGCAGAACCUUUGGUCCUGCAUCCUCAGCGAGGUGUCCACGCGCUCGCGCUCCAAGCUCCCGACCGGGAAGAACGUGCUGCUGCUGGGUGAAGAUGGAGCUGGGAAAACAAGCUUAAUAAGAAAAAUGCAGGGAGUAGAGGAGUACAAGAAAGGAAGAGGACUGGAGUAUCUGUACCUAAAUGUCCAUGAUGAAGACAGGGACGAUCAGACAAGAUGUAAUGUGUGGAUCUUAGAUGGAGACCUGUAUCACAAAGGGCUGCUCAAGUUCUCACUGGACGCCCUUUCUCUGAAGGACACUCUGGUCACACUGGUUGUUGACAUGUCAAAGCCUUGGACUGCUUUGGAUUCCUUACAGAAGUGGGCAAGUGUGGUGAGAGAACAUGUUGACAAGCUGAAAAUCCCCCCUGAAGAGAUGAAAGAAAUGGAGCAGAAGUUGAUUAGAGACUUCCAGGAAUAUGUGGAGCCAGGAGAAGACUUCCCAGCUUCUCCUCAGCGAAGAACCACGGCUGCACAGGAGGAUAGAGACGAUAGCGUCGUCUUGCCCCUGGGUGCAGACACACUCACACACAACCUGGGCCUCCCAGUGCUCGUAGUGUGUACAAAGUGUGAUGCCAUUAGUGUAUUGGAGAAAGAACAUGACUACAGAGAUGAACACUUUGAUUUUAUUCAGUCACACAUCCGCAAGUUCUGUUUACAGUAUGGUGCAGCACUUAUUUAUACUUCAGUAAAAGAGAACAAGAACAUAGACUUAGUUUAUAAAUACAUCGUCCAGAAGCUGUACGGGUUCCCCUACAAGAUUCCUGCAGUGGUGGUGGAGAAGGAUGCAGUGUUCAUUCCAGCAGGGUGGGAUAAUGAUAAGAAAAUAGGAAUAUUACAUGAAAAUUUUCAAACUUUGAAAGUAGAAGAUAAUUUUGAAGACAUCAUAACCAAACCACCUGUCCGAAAGUUUGUGCAUGAGAAGGAGAUUAUGGCAGAAGAUGACCAAGUGUUCCUUAUGAAGCUACAGUCUCUUUUAGCAAAGCAACCACCAACUGCAGCUGGAAGGCCUGUGGAUGCAUCACCAAGAGUCCCUGGCGGUUCCCCUAGAACACCAAACAGAUCUGUGUCAUCCAAUGUAACCAGCGUGUCCUCCAUCCCUGGUGGAACAAAAAAAAUUGAUCCAAACAUGAAAGCUGGAGCAACGAGUGAAGGCGUCCUGGCAAAUUUCUUCAACAGUCUGUUGAGUAAGAAGACUGGCUCUCCUGGAGGCCCUGGGGUCGGAGGGAGUCCUGGAGGAGGGGCUGCCAGUGGAAGCACCAGUUUGCCGCCAUCUGCCAAAAAGUCAGGCCAGAAGCCUGUGCUCUCAGAUGUUCACGCAGAGCUAGACAGAAUCACACGGAAACCUGCUUCUGUUUCUCCUACAUCACCUACAUCUCCCACGGAAGGAGAAGCCUCCUGAAGAUACCAAACAAAGCCAUUGUUCAUUCUGGGGUUCCUCUGUGUAACAAGGCCUGGCUGUCCUGGAGCUUGCUUUGUAGAUCAGGCUGGCCUUGAAUUCACAGAAAUCUACCUGCCUCUGCCUCCCAGGUGCUGGGAUAAAGGCGAGCGCCACCACUGCCCUGCUACCAUGUUUUUCUGAAGAAGAGUGAUCAGUUGUCAGAAUUUGCACACCAACAGCACUGUAGUCACACCUGAGGUGUGCUGAGAAAGUCACACACGGUUGUCUCCCUUCGUGAUUCCUAAGUUACCAUCAAAAGGACCAGAACCAUUGGCCAAGAUGCUCCUUUAAUCAAGAAAGAAAGCAAGCACACCGCCUGAGGGUGAGAGAUGCUGGAGUUGUGAACAAGGAAAGAGAACCGGCUUUGCAGUUGUCUAUACACAUAUAUAUAUAUAUAUAUAUGUCUGUGUGUGUAUAUAUAUAUAUGGCUCUGCCUUAAUAUACUCCUUUUUUGUUCAUGACUUUCAACUGUAAUCACUUAAUAAAGUAUUUAUUCUCUGCA
Messenger RNA from Psammomys obesus (fat sand rat), 2213 nucleotides. It is a transcript of the gene Dync1li1, whose product is annotated as dynein cytoplasmic 1 light intermediate chain 1. The coding region runs from base 101 to 1672 and encodes 523 amino acids. The transcript has 14 exons. NCBI's taxonomy places the organism in Eukaryota, Metazoa, Chordata, Mammalia, Rodentia, Muridae. Gene Ontology annotation, cellular component: centrosome; cytoplasmic dynein complex. The record is from RefSeq and is a predicted model, not a curated record. Gene Ontology annotation, biological process: microtubule cytoskeleton organization; microtubule-based movement. Gene Ontology annotation, molecular function: dynein heavy chain binding.